GCUGCCCCUGCCCCUCUGCUCAGAUGCUGCAUGUGGACACUGCCGUGCUUCUCUCCUGGCUGUUGCCUCCCUCUGCUCCUCAUCCCUGGCUGCCUGUCCUGUCCUGGCUGUGCCUGGCACAGGCCGUGCUGGCUGUCUCCUUUCCUGUCCCCUUGCCAUCCCUGUGCUGCUGUGUCUGUCCCCUCUGCGCCUGCGCAUCAGCUGUGGUGCUGCACACCCCGAAGCUGAGACGCAAGGUGGAGGGAGCUCGCGGGGGCAAUGCAGGAGGGAGGUGCUGCCCCAGAGAGCCGGGGCAGGCUGCCCUCCUGCCACAGGCAGCUGCCUCUCCCUGCCUGCUCUCUCUCUUCCAGGGGACAAAUGGAUCCCAGCUCUGGGAUACUGCCUUUGCCGUUCAAGCCUUUCUGGAGAUGCCGGAGAACCCAGCCGACUACCAGAAAUAUUAUUGCCAUAUGAACAAGGGUGGCUUCCCCUUCAGCACCCGGGACUGCGGCUGGAUCGUGGCUGACUGCACGGCAGAGGGGCUGAAGUCGGUGAUGCUGCUGCAGGAGAAGUGCCCCUUCCUAACCAAGCCCGUCCCCUCUGAGCGCCUCUUUGACGCCGUGAAUGUGUUGCUGAGCAUGAGAAACUCCGAUGGAGGCUUUGGCACCUAUGAAACCAAGCGAGGAGGUCGCUUACUGGAGCUGCUGAACCCCUCGGAGGUGUUUGGUGACAUCAUGAUCGACUACACCUACGUGGAGUGCACGUCGGCCGUCAUGCAGGCGCUCAGACACUUCCACGAGGUCUUCCCUGAGCACAGGGCCCCAGAGAUGAGAGAGACUCUGCAGAAGGGCCUGAACUUCUGUCGGAGGACGCAGCGAGCCAAUGGGUCGUGGGAAGGGAGCUGGGGGGGUUGUUUCACCUACGGCACCUGGUUUGGCCUGGAGGCAUUUGCCUGUAUGCAGCACACGUACCGCGAUGGGGCUGCGUGCAGAGAAGUGGCCCGGGCCUGCCAGUUCCUGCUCUCCAAGCAGAUGGCAGAUGGUGGCUGGGGAGAAGACUUUGAGUCGUGCGAGCAGCGCGUGUACGUGCAGAGUGCCGCGUCGCAGAUCCACAAUACGUGCUGGGCCCUGCUGGGACUCAUGGCUGUCAGGUACCCUGAUAUUAGUGUGCUGGAAAGGGGCAUCAAAGUGUUGCUCGAUAAACAGCUGCCCAACGGGGACUGGCCUCAGGAGAACAUUGCUGGAGUGUUCAACAAGUUGUGCGCCAUCAGCUACACCUCCUACUGCAACGUCUUCCCCAUCUGGACAUUGGGGCGUUCUCCCGGCUGCAUCCCAACAGCCCUCUCGCUGGGCAGCUGCAGCCCAGAUCCUCCUCUGGGGCAGGGAAAGCCCCAGAGGAGGCCUUGUCUGCCUGAGCCUGGGCCACUGCAGACACUGUGGCCUCCAAAUCGUCUCUGCUAUCGCCUGGCACGUGGGGGCACAGGACUAGUUCAAGCAAGAUCUCAACGCUGGUCUUACCACAGCCCUGGACCACUGCAUCUCCCAGGGAGGAGAGUGCCAGCAUGGUGCCACUGGGUCCCCGUUUGCUUUCUGUUGACCCUUUUCUAAGAAGCAGCUUUUUAAAAGCCUCUGUCUGGGUAUAUCCUCCCCCACAGGACAUGCAGCAGGGUGACUUUUCGGAUCAAACUGGUGACCUGAGAAGAGAAAGCUGCCCAGCUAUAUUGUAUUAGACAUCUAGACAGACUUGAUCUCUCAUCCUUGGUAGAGCAAAGCUGUUUUUAUCUUCCCCUUGUGCUGUCCCGGCUCUCUCAGGUUGGCUGUCUGCAGCAAGAGCCUGGGAUUUUGGGCUUUCCCUGUGCCCAGCAUUGUGAUGGGGUGCUCUACAUGCCCUGCUGAACCAGCCUCCGCUGUGUGAGCACCAACAACUGCCUUCAAAGUGCUCUCUGCUCUGGAGCCGUCACUGGGAGGGGAAGAGCAUCUGUCCCCUCUCCGCUGGUUAGGAAAGAGGAGUGCUUCACCUGUUUUUCUGCUCUUCUGCCCCCCAGCCAGUGGCACCUGGCUUCCCAGAGCCUCACGGGUGAGGUUGCCAGCAUCGUUCCCACUUUGAAAAACCAGACACAAAAAACAAGGCAGAAAGCACUGAGGUGGUCAGUGUUAGAGGCACAGCCCGGUCCCCUGGUCUCCAGCCAGGCACGCUAGUUUUCUAGCAUGGAUGAGUUGCGCUGGAGGCUGUUUUGUGCCUUCUGGCACCCUCCGUCACGGGGAGGGGAGGGAUGCCCCUGGGCAGCUGUGUGCUGGGGGCAUUUCCUUUUUGUCAUCAGAGCUGGAAGUCGUGCUGAGUGGCUGAUUAAUAAAUUACUAAUGGUGUUGCAUGUGGUA
Messenger RNA from Dromaius novaehollandiae (emu), 2357 nucleotides. RefSeq names its product lanosterol synthase-like. NCBI's taxonomy places the organism in Eukaryota, Metazoa, Chordata, Aves, Casuariiformes, Dromaiidae. Gene Ontology annotation, cellular component: lipid droplet. Gene Ontology annotation, biological process: cholesterol biosynthetic process; triterpenoid biosynthetic process. The record is from RefSeq and is a predicted model, not a curated record. Gene Ontology annotation, molecular function: lanosterol synthase activity.